AUGCCUCCACAAUCACGCAGCGCAUAUGUCGCCUACAUCCUCCCAGCUGAAGACCAGGCGAUCGAGAGAGAACGUCCAAACCGAACUACCAUUUCACGCGAGCGACGGAACAUUGGCAUUCUUGGCGGCCUCCUCCUCGAACCUGUCAACGAGAGAGCACGCAGUUGUCUCUCAGCUGAGAUCAAGAGCUGCCAAGGAUCGUAUGAGAAGCUCGUCGAGCUUGGGCAGUUCUACUACAUCAACUUCAUUCGCCAUUUCAAAUCUGCCGCAGUCCGAACGCCUCGGAUGGCAUCUCCCCCCUCCAGAUCGUCCUUCGAGAGUGCUGUGGAUGAAACCGGCCCGCAGCUCGCCCCUACCCCGCAAAAUCACUCGACAGCAAAGAAGCAUGCACUCUUUCGUGAUGGGUGUCAGUGCAUGCUGACCGGAAAAUAUGACGUCGAAUUGGUGACACAGCAUCGUAAUAAAUUCCCGUCUGACCUUUGGCUUCGGAUAGAGCCCACACGCUGUACACAUAUCAUACCCGAGUCCGUCAACAACUUCGCUGAUGAUUCCAAGAAGGUGGGGCAUCAUUUCCAUGGCUGA
Molecule: messenger RNA, 582 nt
Organism: Epithele typhae
Lineage: Eukaryota; Fungi; Basidiomycota; Agaricomycetes; Polyporales; Epitheliaceae
Exons: 3
Coding region: 1-582 (193 amino acids)
Source: RefSeq, a predicted model, not a curated record